Strongylocentrotus purpuratus (purple sea urchin) is the source of this 3554-nucleotide messenger RNA. RefSeq names its product nephrocystin-4. Gene Ontology annotation, biological process: negative regulation of canonical Wnt signaling pathway; protein localization to ciliary transition zone. The record is from RefSeq and is a predicted model, not a curated record. Lineage: Eukaryota; Metazoa; Echinodermata; Echinoidea; Camarodonta; Strongylocentrotidae. Gene Ontology annotation, cellular component: ciliary base; non-motile cilium; ciliary transition zone. Bases 151 to 3444 code for a protein of 1097 amino acids. The transcript is spliced from 24 exons.
GCUGAGCUGAGCUGGGCUGAAGAGCGAAGAUCGCAUAGGAUAGUUGUAUCACAACCAAAGUCGAUCUCGCAAUGAAACUUGCUGCUUAUACCGGAGAUUCAAUUUAAUUUUUAGACUAGGUCUUGUGACUUUUGCUGUUGAUUGUCCAGAAUGACGACUGGAAAGAUGCAAUGGAAAGAUUUGUAUGUGAAGCAUUCAAACUUUGUUAACCCCCCUGGCGAAAGAAGACAUGAGAUAGAUUCGAAUCCAACUGUUCCCUACUGUCUGCAUUUACAAGCUGUUGAAGGAAUACAUUUGGAAAAAGCCAAGAAGCAGACGCAGUACCAACUCCGUUUCAGUCUCUUUGACAUAACUUUCAAGAGAUUCUUUGGUAGGACCCUAGUUGGGCCAAGGAAGGCUUGCAAACAGAGCGCCAACCAUGCUCCAAGGCUACAGUGCAAUCUGCCUGUUUACUUCCACACAUCGUUGGCAGACCCUAAUAUUGUAUUGAUUGUGGAAAUCAUCGCAGUCAUCUCUGAUGCCAAGACAGGGCCUCGUCAGAUGGCAUGUGGAUGGGGUCUCCUUAGACUGUUCCAACAAGGUGAUAUACCAGACACGUCUCAAGCCACGCCCGCCCCUGUGAGGAGGGUGGAUGUUUACCAUGGUUCCCCUAGAGCUCUACUCUAUCUGCAGGAUGAUGAUAUUGAAGGCAAUCCAAACAUCACAUUUGUAUCUGACUGUCAGCUGUGUUUUACCAUCAAGACCCAUCGCUACCUGGAGAAGAUCUUCCACCUACUCCCAGAGAACAUCCUGGCUCUUGGCAAUGACAUCAUCCCUGGUGUUACCAUAGUGGAUGCUAACUCAGGAGGAGAUAGUUUGAGGAAGCCCAAGCCAGUGAAGAAGGUCUCGUGUACCAUUGAUAAACUUCAAGUCACACUACAUCCUAAUGUCGAGAGGUUUGAGGAGGAGCUUUGUAAACUCAUCAACUCUGACAGGAUUCUAAGGGAGGAAGUGACAUCGGAUAAAGGAGUGGUCCAAGUGGCUGAGAGGAGAUUACAUGUUGGUAUCCACAAUGGAUGGGGGUAUGUCGACUCCCCCCAGAUCAUGAUGCUGGAUGCUGAUAAGCUGAGCAGAGGGGGUAAUAGGGGUAGCAAGAGGAUGGGCAAAAAAGGCAUCUCUGGUUCCAGGGAGAGUCUUCAAGGUACAUCUGUACUUCAUGUGAAGGGCAGUAUCAAGCUAUCAGAAGUGGUCAACGACCCUCUCUUUAGCAUCGUCUUCAUGAUGGAGUACAUCGUCACCAUACCAAACUCCAUGAGUGAUAAGAAGCUGAGUGCAAGCAUGAAUCGCCACCAGACCCGUAACAUCGCUGUCCGCUGGGCUGCCUGGUGCCCGAAGUUCAAGGACUCCUUGUCUGAGGUCACCCUGACGUUUAGUGGAGGACCAGUCCCAAACCCUGAUGGAAUCCUGUUCUAUAAGUGCAGUGAUCCGUCCGCUGAUGAGAUGAACAAGAUGGUGGCUGGAAAGCUUCAGUUUGUCUUCAAGAUUAAGAAGGAUGAAUCACGGCGACCUCUCAGUCCACAGUCUACAUCUGUGCCGUCAGAGGCUACCAGGUUACACAGGCCAUCGCUGGAUACUGAGGACUUGAGACCCAACUCUAGAGGGCAGUAUCCAUCCAUGCAGUCUCUGCCAUCCCAGACGAGCGGAACAGAAGCAUCGAUGAUGAACGAGCUCCCUCCUUCAAUCAUGGGCAAACCUCCCAUACCAAGAUCUCCAAGGUUACCAAUAGGAGCAAGCCACUCCACAUUCAACAAUCUCCAGCCUCACUCCACCGCCCCUGACCGGGGCCCCGCCCAACAGCACUACCACAUGCCUCAGAUGUACGCCACCGGCCCCUCCACCCAGCCCUAUAUGGGUCCCCCUGGUAUGAGGGGACAGUACCCUCCCAUACAACCACAACCCAUGGCGGCUAGGACACCCUAUGAUAUCAUGCAUAUGGAGGCUCCUGUAGGGCACGGUGACCCUCUUGAUGAGAUUCCGUUCACCCCUGUGCACGCCCCCAUCAUCACCACUGGUCCUGUGCAGCAAGGGGGUUCUGGUCUCAGCCGAGCAGCGUACGCCAGACUCUUCCAGGCGGGGUUCCCAGAGAUCACAGACAGGAGAGGGGAAGCCCCAGAGGUUGUUGAUCCUAAUGACCAUGCCCGGCUUAAUCCUCAACGGGAGAUUAAUGAUCCACUACAGAGCAAUGAGAUCGUCGUCCAGUUCCUGGCUAUGUCAAGAAUCCUUUCAUUUGAAGUGAAUCAGAAGCAGAUGCCAAAGACUGUCUUCUUCACAUUCCAAUUCUACAGAUACCCACCAGUGACAACAGAAAGGUUAUUACUUGGUGAAAUUGAAGGAAAGUUGUCGGCUGAUCCACAAAGUCUUCCCUUCAUCUUGAAGAGGCUGAAGAAAGACAGUAAUGAGCCGGGUGAUGGUCCUCCUGGAUGGAUGGUACGCUACAAUGUUGAUCCAUCUUUCCUGAAGCCUGGUGAAGCGAGACUAUUCCUGCACUACCUUGAGAAGCAGACAUUCCACAUAGAUGUCUGGGAUGGUGAUUCUCUGCUCCUCCUUGGAUCUUUGGCUGUUGAUCUUAAGCAUCUUCUUCGAGGAGGUAGAGAGGCAGUUCAAGUGACCAAUGAAGUGGACAUCUUGACCACAGAGCAUAGUGACGAGGAUUACGUACUCACUGGUGAUAUUCAUAGAGGUGGAAGCAUCCGACCCGUAGGAUCAAGGAACGUCACAAGAGGGCGCCUUCACUUACGACUGGCAAACGUAGGUCAAGAGGUCGAUGCUAAGGUCAUCAAGGCAACGACCCUGCCUCUCCAGGAUACCAAGGUCAUAGUUCAGGAGGAUGGUAGCGGGGCGUUCCUAGGGGGCAGUCUUCAUGCAGGCACCAAACAGACAAAUGCGAGCUUGGCCAGCCUGAAGCAGAAGCGUAGCUACCUAGCCUCCCACAUGGCAGAGGCAGACCAGGAGCUAGCUACAGCUCUCUUCUCUCGUCGUGAUAAGACCACCGUGGCUCUCAAGGAAUCGAAUCGGGAAGGAGACCAUGUAAAGCAACGCAAGCUGGCCCGUAUGGAAGCACUACGACAGGCCCAGGGGAGAGAGAAUAAUGGACUAACUAAUAGCUUACUGAUGAAGAAAGAGGAGAAGACACAGAGAAUAAGAGACUUGAAGACGAUAGAGUUAUACAGGGAAAGAUCGAAGAAAGAUGGCAUAAUGAGCAUGCUACAGUCUGUGAUCACGACAGAACACACCAUCAAUCCAGCGUUUGGAAGGGCAGAGUUCUUUGAGUUUGUACUGAAGAACCCCUACAAUGCUUCUCAUACCAUCUCUAUACAAUGGGAGCAUGAUAAUCUCAGCGUGAUCACAAACCCAAGGAAUGGCGACACUUCAAGACGUUCUUUGAGAUGUACAACACACCGGUAGAAGAGGGUCUAUUUGAUGUGAACCAGGGAGGGUCUUCUACCGGUAAGGGGGACGUACCGGGUAUCAAGGUGUUCCUCAGACCCAAGGAAGAGGUCAAUGUACCCUUCAAG